This is a messenger RNA of Culex quinquefasciatus (southern house mosquito), 1204 nucleotides long. RefSeq lists its product as uncharacterized. NCBI's taxonomy places the organism in Eukaryota, Metazoa, Arthropoda, Insecta, Diptera, Culicidae. The record is from RefSeq and is a predicted model, not a curated record.
AUGAAAACCGUGACGCUGAGUGCCAAGAAGCGGCGGGGAAUUGGGGGCGGUCCGGACGAUUCGGAGGAGGAGUACGAUGCGCUGAACGAUGAGACGUUUGGGCAGGCACGGGAGGGGGACUGGGAGGAGCUGCACGAGGAUCCGGUCCGGUGGUUGGAUCAGCGGGAGGGUGGGGAUGGCGAUUCGGGGUCGGAUUCGGACUUGGAUAUGAACUUUUCCAGCGUUCGGAUUGACAACUUGGAGCUGGACGAUGAUAACGAGUCGGAGGCGAGGUUGCAGCUGGAUCCGAGCCUGUGGACGAUGCCGAGCAAGCCGGAGACGCCGCGGCCGCAGUUGCCACAUCCGGCGAUGCAGCAGCACCAUCCGCAGAGUUCGUUGAUGGCGGCGAUGCAGCACCAGCAGCACCAUCAGAGGAUAGGCGGGGGACCAGGUGGCCCCUUUGUCGGUCUUCCCCCCCAACUUCCCGCUGCUGAAUCCGGCUCAGAUGCGCAUCUGUUCGGUGGAGGAGAUCGAGCAGAACAUGAUCAAGCAGCAGGCGCAGCACUCGAUGCCGCCGGAGGUUCCCCAGCAGCUGCCGCCGUUUCAUCUUCCGGGCAUGGGACUGCCUCGUCCGCCGCCCGGAUUUCCCGGCAUGAUGAAUCACCAGCCGCCGUUGACGUUUCCGGUGAACUUUCCGCCGCCGUUGAACAUGGUUCCCCCGUUGGUUCAGGAGAUUCAGCAAAACCAUCCGAUGCUGAACCAGCACCGUCACCCCAGCAACAGGGUCAGAAUCGCUACCAGCAGCAGCACAAUAAUCGGCAGAAUUACCACCAGAACCAGCAGCAGAUGCAGCACCGUGCCAAGCUGAACCGGUCGGGCGAGUACGACGAGUACGCGAACCUGAUGAGCGAACGGGACAAGCAGUGGCUGCUGGCCUUUGUACUUAACGCCCAAUACCCACCUUAUGCCAAACCCAUGUGGACGUUCAUCCAUAAGCAUGCGUAUGGCCUGGUUUUUGACAACGAUACAAAAUACGCCUGCGUUGUAAGCCUCCUUGCAUAUUUAUCUAAACCUCCCGCUAAGUAAUUUCUAUCGUAUUGUAUUUAUUGUGAAGAUUGUGAAUUAUUUAUUUAUUUUUAAUGUGUAAAUUGAUGCUUUGAAUGAAUAUAUUGUCCUAUAAUUUGAUCUAUUGAUUGAGUUUUUAUUUAAUAAGUAAAGAAAGUUA